CCCCCGCCUACGUUGCACCCAUGCGUCGCUCUUAAAUGAGCCAGUUGCCUCGUCGGCUGUCAGAAGACAGGCGAGUCAACCCCGGUACUCCUCCACAAUGUACGCGGACAAGUUGGACAAAAGGCAAACUAUUGAACUGAGGAAGAAGCAUAUCGGGCCUUCAUGCGAGAUCUUCUUCACUGAUGACCCCAUUAAGAUAGUGCGAGCCAGGGGUCAGUACAUGUAUGACGAGAGGGGGCAAUGCUACCUGGACUGUAUCAACAAUGUGGCUCAUGUGGGUCACUGUCACCCGGAUGUGGUGAAGGCCGGCGCAGAGCAGAUGGAGCUGCUCAACACCAACUCACGCUUCUUGCAUGAUAACUUGGUGCUCUACGCCCAGAAGCUGCAGGCCAUGCUACCAGAGGAGCUGUCUGUCUUUUACUUUGUCAACUCUGGAUCUGAAGCCAAUGACCUGGCGCUCCGCCUCGCCCGCCAGUACGCGGCCAGCCAAGAUAUCAUCACCUUGGACAACGCCUAUCACGGUCAUGUGACGUCGCUCAUUGAAAUCAGCCCCUACAAGUUCCACCAUCUGUCCGACGGGCCCCUCAGUCCAUUUGUGCACGUGGCCUCGAGCCCAGAUGUGUACCGAGGCAAGUACAGAAGAGACCACCCUGAUCCUGCAACGGCGUACGCAGACGAGGUCCGAGACAUCGUAGAGCAAGUGCAGAACAAAGGAGGCAAGGUAGCCGCUUUUAUUGCGGAGUCACUGCAGAGUUGUGGCGGACAGGUCAUUCCCCCCGCAGGCUACUUCCAGCAGGUGGCGCAGCAUGUGCGCAAAGCAGGAGGACUUUUUAUUGCAGACGAAGUCCAAGUGGGCUUCGGACGGGUGGGUACCCACUUUUGGGCCUUCCAACUCCAGGGCGAUGACUUUGUGCCCGACAUCGUUACAAUGGGCAAACCAAUAGGGAACGGACACCCGAUGUCAUGUGUGGUCACAAGCAGGAAGGUGGCUGAGGCCUUCAUGUCGUCAAAGAUGGAGUACUUUAAUACAUUCGGAGGCAACCCUGUGUCGUGCGCCAUUGGUCUGGCCGUCCUGGAUGUGAUCGCCAAGGAGGAUCUGCAGGCAAAAGCUUUGCAAGUAGGCGAGUACCUGAUCUCUCUGCUGGAGGCUCAGAAAGAGAAGCACCCUCUCAUCGGUGAUAUCAGGGGUCACGGCCUGUUUGUGGGGGCAGAGCUGGUGAAGGACCGCUUAAAGUUGACCCCGGCCACAGCAGAGGCCCGAGAGGUCAUUUAUCGCUUAAAGGAGCAGCGAGUACUCCUCAGCGCAGACGGACCUCAUCGCAACGUGCUGAAGUUCAAGCCGCCCAUGUGCUUUGACACCGACAAUGCCGACUUUGUGGUGAACAAACUUGACCGCGUACUCACAGACAUUGAAGCGGCAACAGGAAUGAAUACAGUCAACUUAGUAAAUGGAGUGAAUGACGUCACUAAAAUACACUUUAGAAAAGGUUGCAUUGGUGACUCCUCAUAGCAGGGCAGCACGCAUCAACCAUUCAAAACACCAAGAGACCAGAAACCUUCAUUUUAAAACCUUAAUAUUGAUAAGCUGCAGAUUUAAGAGAACAUGCAAUGCUUGCUUGGUGGUUGUUUUACUAACUUGACUUUUAUUACGCAUUAUCAUUUAUCAUAAUAGAGAACUCAAUGAGACACACUGAGGAAUAGUGCAUUAGGUGUCACAAUGGAGGAGGUCGGAACACAUUAACGAGAGAACUUCAAACAAUUAAAUUACAGUAAGUAUUUAAUAAACUGCUGAUUUUGCAGGUUUUUGUCACCGUAUUUUAGAAUGUUUAAUUUCAGUGGGUGCUACUAAUCUAAAUACUAAACAGAUAUGACUUUAAUUUACAAAUGCUGGUGCAAUAUGUGGAUUUGAUUUGUGUAAUUAGCGAAUGGUUUACAUGUGCAAUAAUAUUUGGAAAGACUUGACACUUUCAUCACCCUUGAAGUGAAUGAAUGCAUCUUGGAACAUAAA
Messenger RNA from Nerophis ophidion (straightnose pipefish), 2008 nucleotides. It is a transcript of the gene etnppl, whose product is annotated as ethanolamine-phosphate phospho-lyase. NCBI's taxonomy places the organism in Eukaryota, Metazoa, Chordata, Actinopteri, Syngnathiformes, Syngnathidae. The transcript is spliced from 12 exons. The coding region runs from base 98 to 1510 and encodes 470 amino acids. Gene Ontology annotation, molecular function: pyridoxal phosphate binding; transaminase activity; ethanolamine-phosphate phospho-lyase activity. Gene Ontology annotation, cellular component: mitochondrion. The record is from RefSeq and is a predicted model, not a curated record.